AUGACCAAGUUCAAGAACGAGGUGCUGCCGAAACGCCCGGACGGUACCCUUGUCUUUGAGGCCAAAGGUGAGGAGAACGCCAUCAAUUUGGAAGCACAAAGACGUUUGCUCGUGCUGCGGCGGUUCCGAUUGAUGGCCGACAUCGACCAGGAAGGCGAGCACGGCCAGCUUUCGGAGGCAUGCCGCCUCCUACAGUGGGCCAUGGCGGAUGCAUCUUUUUCUUCCGCCCGAUUGGGUCAGAAGAUCGAGGAGUUCCAGCAGUUCGGCACCGCGAUCCGCGCCUCCGCCGCGGCCCAGGCGCUCCUGAAGAAGGCGAAUCUUCAGCAGGAGUUGUGGCACUGGCGGGAACAGAUGAGGAAGGAGCGCAAGGAUCUCCGGAAGUCGGUGGACCAGAUGGUGCUCUUGGAAAUCAUGGACCAGGAGCAUACCAAGCGCUUUCCAGGUGUUCCCAUGGACAAGGAGGACGUAGAGAGGAUCAUUCAGGCCCGUAACGUGCUGGAGCGACAGGUGCGCGUGGGGCAGCGCUUCCGGCGUCAGCUGCGCUUUACCAUGGCGGAGGCCGAGGCGGUGCUGAGACGAAACCUCCAGACCACCGGACAUCGCAAGCUGAGCCUCGAGGAGGAGAACAGACGUUUCAAUCCUGAGCGCACGCUGACGUUCGGCAAGAAUAAAGGCUGGUGGUAG
Messenger RNA from Effrenium voratum, 684 nucleotides. The record is from the annotation of a GenBank genome assembly. Lineage: Eukaryota; Dinophyceae; Suessiales; Symbiodiniaceae.